AUGCCCGAGGAGGGGAAGAAGAAUAAGAGGAAGAAAAAGAAAGAAGAGGACCAUCGACCGCAAAAAUCGCCGAAAAGCGAUCGAACGCAAACGUACGCGGCACGACAGCUAUUCGAGUACGUAAGAAGCCAUCACGAUAAAAGACGCAUUACGGAUGUACAACCACUGAUCGGCGGUGCACCAGCGAAAGGCAUCGCACCCGACAGCGACAGCAACGAUAUAGGGAAGCGGCCGAGCGAGGAGAAAGGUAGGAAGGAACGGCGGCGAGCGCAGAGGUGUGCCGGCCGUCGAGCUGCUUACCGGAAGGGGUGCGAAAAAGCGGGCAAGCUGCGCCGGAAGGGGGUAGCCCGGGCUUCUCGCGAAGGCCUCAAAAUUUCGGACGCGACGGCGGCCCUGGACCUGCGUGCCCAGACGCAAGCCCAACCAGACUUCGGCCAGCUAGACCACCAGCAGCCGCAGCAUCACCAUCAGCAACAGCAGCCGCCGCAGCAGCAACAGCAGCAGCCGCAACAACAGCAGCAGCCGCAGCAUCCGCAGCAGCACAACCAAAAUCCAGAGUCGCGUCCUCACCAUCACCUGCCACAGCAGCAUCAUCAUCAGCAUCACCCGGGGAAUCAUCUCCACUCUGGCGAUUCGGGGGGUGGGAUAGGAGGUGGAGGAGGAGGCGGCGGUGGAGGAGGUGGCGGCGGCGGCGGAGGUGGCGGUGGAGGAGGUGGCGGCGGCGGCGGAAGCGCCGGUGGUGUUGCUGUUGUUGCUGGCGGAGGACCGCCCGGACCCGAGCCGGACCGGUCCGCGAGAAUUCACGACGAGGAGGACGAGGACAUCACCGAGCGGGAGGACGAGGAAGAGGACGAGGAUCCUUGCAGCUCGCCGGAGCCCGACCUUGAAAACGAAUCCGAACCCAUGGAGAUCCAAGCCUCAGCUGUCACCGCGGCGGCCGCGAACCUCCACGCGCUACGCCAGCACGUAUUUAAGAUGUCGGAUUACUGGCAACAGCCGCAACGCGGUCCGCCUCAACAUUCACCCGGCAUACAGCAUAGUCCCAUCUCGAAUUCGACGCAGCAGCAGCAUCAGCAGCAGAUCCAGCAGAUGCACAGUCCGCUCGGGCAGCAGCAACAACAACAGCAGCAGCAACAGCAGCAGCAGCAGCAGCAGCAGCAGCAGCAACAGGCCGCGGUUUCGCAAGUACAACAGAACGCGAACGCGACCCUCCAGACUGCGAGUCCUCAGCAACAGAUGCAGCAACAACAGCAGCAUGCGUUGUCGAUGAACCAGACUAAUCAGGGACCGCAACAUCAGUCUUCCCCAGCGCCAACGACGCCGUCGCCGCAGGCGGAUCAUCAGGGUGCCAUUGCCUCUAGCAUGGCCCAGAGUUUGCAUAGCCUUGCCCAGGCGCAGCAGACCAUGUCGCAGGCGUCGAGUCCGUCACUGGCGGUUCAGGCCGUCCAGGCGGCUCAGGCGCUCAAUCAAAAUCUGGGCCAGGCGCUAACCCAGGCGCUUACGCAAAAUAUGCAACAAAAUCUCGGACAAACCCUGCAACAUAAUUUGGCGCAGAGCUUAACGCCGAGUUUAUCACCGCAACAGCAACAACAACUGCUCAAUCAACCGCAAAAUCUGAGCCAGGCGAGCCAGAGCCUGCAGCAAAACAUCCAGAGUCAGGCGCAGAACUUGUCCCAGACGUUGCAACAGCAAGCGCAAAAUCUCACGCAGAACCUUGGCCAGGCGCUUAACCAACAGGCGCUGCAACAACAGGCGCAGAAUCUCACGCAGAAUCUGCAGCAGGCGCAAAACCUCACGCAGAAUCUGCAGCAGCAGGCGCUCAACAUGGCCGGUACCAUCGCGCAGAACGGCGGUCUCGCCGGUAUGAAUAUGUCGAAUCAGCAGCAGAACUCGCAAAACUCCAUGCUGAGUCCGGGCGCGACCAGCCAGGAUUCCCACGACGCCACGCUCACGGAGAAGCUCGUCAACGAGUUGCAGUCUCGUGCCUCUGCGGCGGGGCUUGGAGGUGCAGUAGGUGCCGGCGGUGGUGGAGGAAUGGGCAACAUCAGCGAACGCACCCUCGAGGAAUGCUGGUCCACCCUGCAGCGACCACGGGCCGAACCACGGGCCUUGGACACCGCCUCCCGCGCCCCAACCGCUCCCGCCGCAAGCCCAGCAUCAAAACCAUCCCCGACCUCACCCUCACAACCAUCCGCCGAGCCACCCGCCCUACGUACCGCCGGCGUAUCAGCAUCCUCAUCACCACUUGCCGCCCCAGGUGAACGACCGUACAAGUGCCAUUUACCGGACUGCGGGCGGGCCUUCAUCCAACUGUCGAAUUUGCAGCAACACCUGAGGAAUCACGACGCUCAGGUGGAGCGGGCGAAGAACCGGCCGUUCCACUGCAACAUCUGCGGCAAGGGCUUCGCCACGGAGUCCAGCCUCCGUACCCACACGUCGAAGGUUCCGUACGUGCGAGACGAGGCCGAUGCCGACAGAGCAUUAGUCGGUGAAAUCCCUAAUCGCGGUUAA
Pogonomyrmex barbatus (red harvester ant) is the source of this 2511-nucleotide messenger RNA. RefSeq names its product zinc finger protein datilografo (gene dati). The record is from RefSeq and is a predicted model, not a curated record. Gene Ontology annotation, biological process: regulation of transcription by RNA polymerase II. Gene Ontology annotation, molecular function: DNA-binding transcription factor activity, RNA polymerase II-specific; RNA polymerase II cis-regulatory region sequence-specific DNA binding. NCBI's taxonomy places the organism in Eukaryota, Metazoa, Arthropoda, Insecta, Hymenoptera, Formicidae. Gene Ontology annotation, cellular component: PcG protein complex; nucleus; transcription regulator complex.